AUGUCAUCGUCCAACCCUCCAGAUACAUCAUAUCUCGACUCACUUCGAGGUCAACUACCCGAGGAGGACCUCGACAAGCUGCGGGACUGUGCAGCCAAGAAGCUGUAUCAUCAGCUUACUGUGGAGUGCUUGAGAGUCGUUCGCAACGAUAGUGCCUGGCCUUUGGGUGGCAAGACUAAGGCUGAGUUCUGGGAUAAGUUCAUGGAUCAGUUCUCCACCAAGAUGAACACGGUGGUCAUGUUGGAGAUCUUGGAGCAAGUCACUGAGUCCAUGCCAGCCUCUGAAGGUUUGAAGUUGACAGAAAAGUAUGGCGAGAUGGCUUCCAAGUCGUCCAAGGACUCCCAAGUGGCAUACGACUCUCAGAAAGCUAUCGCUCUCGUUAGAGCUGGCGACAUCAAGCAGGCUAGAGAGAUAUUAGAUGCUGUUGAAGAGCACCUCAAUGACAUAGACUGGUCAUAUGGUAUCGAUCCUGCGGCUAGAAGCAGCUACCACAGGGCUGCCGCCUUCAUGCACCAAGAGAGGAACGAUCCCCCGAGUUUUUACCGUGAGUCUAUGCGGUAUCUGCUAUACACUCCACUAGCCGCUAUCCCUGAGAAGGAGCGUGGCCCGUUAGCUUUCAAGAUUGCAGUAGCAGCCCUGAUAUCACCCAAGGAGUUCGGCCUCGGAGAUCUCUUGCAGCAGCCACUUUUCUCUGAGUUCCUCCCGACCUGUGAGCAGUACUCUUGGGUCAUGGAUUUCGUCCAAGCUCUUCACGAUGGAGUCUUUGCGAAAUUUGACCAAGCGAUCGCGGACCACAAAGCGAAGUGGGAGGCCGUACCAGAGCUCAAGAAAGCACUCGAAACCGACCUCAAACACAAGAUGUCUCUAUCGGCUAUGAUGGAGAUGGCUUUCCAACGACCCAAAAAACAGCGUUCGGCGAUAUCUUUUGAUGACAUCGCGAAGGCAUGCAGAGUUGGAGACGACCAAGUAGAGGAUAUUUUCCGCAAGACCAUGUGCGCUGGUUUGAUAAAAGGCAGUAUUGAUGAAGUUAAUCGUACUGUCAAAGUCACUUGGGUGAGACCAAGAGUUCUCGACAUGCAGAGGCUGGAGCUCCUCAAAUUCCGUUUGGAGGGAUGGUCACAGCAGGCUACACAACUCCUCCAAGAAGUGGAGGAACUAACUCCUGAGUUAUUGGUGUCGUGA
This is a messenger RNA of Perkinsus marinus ATCC 50983, 1182 nucleotides long. RefSeq names its product 26S proteasome non-ATPase regulatory subunit, putative. Lineage: Eukaryota; Perkinsozoa; Perkinsida; Perkinsidae. The coding region runs from base 1 to 1182 and encodes 393 amino acids. Gene Ontology annotation, biological process: ubiquitin-dependent protein catabolic process. The transcript has 10 exons. Gene Ontology annotation, molecular function: structural molecule activity. Gene Ontology annotation, cellular component: proteasome regulatory particle, lid subcomplex; cytosol; nucleus. The record is from RefSeq and is a predicted model, not a curated record.